Molecule: messenger RNA, 549 nt
Organism: Mytilus trossulus (common blue mussel)
Lineage: Eukaryota; Metazoa; Mollusca; Bivalvia; Mytilida; Mytilidae
Exons: 2
Coding region: 1-549 (182 amino acids)
Source: RefSeq, a predicted model, not a curated record
AUGAAUCCUGAUGUUUUUGAAGAUACUGACUUCGCACCUUCAUAUGUAACAGACAGACCAAUGCAAACCAGUUCUGAUGACUUGACACAAAUAGAACAAAUGAGCGACGAAUCUCCACCCGCUGUGCCGAAUAGUAAUACAAAUGAAAAAGAGUCAAAUGAUAAUCAAACAGGAGAAGCCGACGAGCAACACGAGGAAGAAAAAUCAAAUGAAGAACAAGACAAAACAGAUACUUUACAAUCAAGUGACCCUAACGAGGAAUCUAAUUUUCAAAAAUAUCUUCAGGAACGACAACGAGUUCUAGACAAGGUGUCAAUAGCACAUUACAGUGCUACAGUCCGAGAGACAGCAGCAGGUCAUCAGGAUCACCAAAAGAAAACAGCAAAAUCAUUUGACACAAGCGAGGAACGACCAUUCUCCAAAGAACCUCCAUUGAAAAACCCUAGAAUAACUUCAAGUAGAAAGAGAAAGACUGAUAUUCUCAACGAUACACCAGAAAAGAACGCACAUGAAGAGGAAGAAAAAAGAAAAUGUCAGAAACAGCAAUAG